This is a messenger RNA of Mastomys coucha (southern multimammate mouse), 2630 nucleotides long. RefSeq names its product major facilitator superfamily domain containing 11 (gene Mfsd11). The transcript is spliced from 14 exons. Lineage: Eukaryota; Metazoa; Chordata; Mammalia; Rodentia; Muridae. Bases 525 to 1874 code for a protein of 449 amino acids. The record is from RefSeq and is a predicted model, not a curated record.
GGCGGAAAGCGCGCAGUCACGGCGGAGGGGAGGGGGAGCGGCCCGAGAAGGCAGUUAGAAAGCCCGCCAAAUGCUCCUCCGUGGGCGAGGCCCGCGGCGGCGGCGGCGGCGGGGGAAGGGGGGGGGGAGAGGAAGCGCUCCACACUGGGCCCCGCCCUCCUCCCACGCCAAUCCCCGGACUCCACGCGCCGUCCGGCCCAGCCUCCGGCCCCGCCUGUCGUGGGGGGUGCGGGGAGGGGGGUGCUUGGGCUCCCUUUUGCCUCUCUGCGUCCCGGGCCGCUUCCCGUUCCCCUCUCCCGCCGCUCCCGCCUGAGGCUCGCUCGCUGCCUUGGUGUCACUUCUCGGGGCCUUUCCUCGUCCCGAAGGGACGGCUAGUGUAAACCUAAGGACUGGAGAUCGAUCGGCAGGCUGGCUGCGCGGUUCUCUCCUCUGGUUUCUUCUCUCAGGACCGUCAGGGGGUUCGAGUGGAGGAGGAGAGGUGACUGUCCUGGGCCGCUGCUGGCCUCCGAGCAAGCGGAGCCAAAAUGUCCCCGGAAUCUAAAAAGCUUUUCAACAUCGUUAUUUUAGGAGUUGCCUUUAUGUUUAUGUUCACCGCCUUUCAGACUUGUGGAAAUGUGGCGCAAACUGUCAUCAGGAGCUUAAAUAGCACAGAUUUUCAUGGCAGUGGAUAUACCAGCUUGGCGAUUAUUUAUGGCGUGUUCUCUGCUUCAAAUUUGAUCACUCCAUCUGUGGUCGCCAUCGUUGGACCUCAGAUCUCUAUGUUUGUCAGUGGUUUGUUUUACAGCAUGUACAUUGCCGUUUUUAUCCAGCCUUUCCCAUGGUCCUUCUACACAGCAUCUGUCUUCAUCGGAAUUGCAGCUGCUGUCCUUUGGACAGCACAAGGAAAUUGCCUGACCAUAAAUUCUGAUGAGCUCACAAUCGGGAGAAACAGCGGGAUUUUCUGGGCGCUCUUACAGUCUAGCUUGUUCUUUGGAAAUCUCUACAUAUAUUUUGCCUGGCAAGGGAAGACCCAGAUCUCAGAGAACGACCGAAGGACAGUGUUCAUUGCUCUGACAGUGAUAAGCCUCGUGGGGACAGUUCUGUUUUUUCUCAUUCGGAAACCAGAUCCUGAGAAUGUCCCUGGAGAAGAAGAGUCUUGCGAUGACCAGGACAUGGAAGCCACUGAGUCUGGCCAGAACAAUGUGACAAAGGCAGUCGAUGCGUUUAAGAAGUCUCUGAAGCUGUGCGUCACCAAGGAGAUGCUCCUCCUGAGUGUCACGACUGCCUACACAGGUCUGGAGCUGACCUUCUUCUCUGGGGUGUACGGAACCUGUAUUGGGGCUGUAAACAAAUUUGGGACAGAAGAGAAAAGCCUCAUUGGACUGUCUGGAAUUUUCAUUGGCAUUGGAGAGAUUUUAGGUGGAAGCCUCUUUGGCCUGCUGAGCAAGAACAAUCGCUUUGGCAGGAACCCGGUUGUGCUGCUGGGCACCCUAGUGCACUUCAUAGCCUUUUACCUGAUCUUUCUCAACAUGCCCGGAGAUGCGCCCAUUGCCCCUGUGGAAGGGACCAACAGCAGUGCAUACAUCCGGCCCAGCAAAGAAGUUGCCAUUCUCUGCAGUUUUCUGCUGGGUCUGGGAGACAGCUGCUUCAACACCCAACUGCUUAGCAUUUUGGGUUUUCUCUACUCAGAAGACAGCGCGCCAGCCUUCGCAGUCUUUAAGUUUGUUCAGUCGAUCUGCGCGGCCGUGGCUUUCUUCUACAGCAACUACCUCCUGCUCCACUGGCAGCUCUUGCUCAUGGUGAUAUUUGGGUUUUUCGGAACCAUUUCUUUCUUCGCUGUGGAGUGGGACGCUGCUGCCAUUGUGGCCCGAGGCUCCGACUACCGAAGCAUUUGAUUCGAUGAGAGGAACGUCUCCAGGAAACACAGCCAGUCACGUGACAGCUGGUUAAAGCAACUGCCUGUCAGUCUCCUAAUCACUGGAUGAUGCUAAGGCGAGAACCGAGUCCAUGAAAUCAGGCAGGGUUGGUAGUAAAGUUUACAGAUCCUGGCGGCUCAUGCUACCGGAGGAAGGGAAUCCCGCUCUGUCUGUCACAGCUGUUCCGAGAUGUUCGGCCACCCCCUCCCUCGGUUCCUCACAGUCUCUCCUCAUUCUCGACAUGUGUCACAGGAUUCUUGCUGGCUAUGGAGAAUGUUUCACUUUUUCAAAAUAGGAAGCAGAUGCCACUCCGUGUGGAUCUUGGAGUAACUUCCAAUGCACAGACAGCAAGGAUGCUGAGACGCGGUUGUUUUAAGACAGGAUCUCCCUGCGAAGCCCAGGCUGGUCUUGGGCUUGCAGCCCUCCCCGCCUCCACUGUUGGGGUUAUCCUAGGUGUCCAACACAGGAUUUAAAACACAGUCUUUUUGAGUUAGGAUCUUGUUAUGCAGCCUUGGCUGGCCUGGACUUUGUACACCAGGCAAUACUCCUGCCUUUGUCUCCAGAAUGCCAGGGCGGUGAGAAUGUGCUACCGCACACUGCUUGGCCUGAGACCUCAACUUCUCUUUAAAUGCUUUGUUGAACAAGUCUUACCUGUCACUCCCAACAAGGGGCCGGUUAUGUGUCAUGAGGUACAGACUCUGUCAUUUGUCAAUUAAUAAAAGCAUAUUUAGAGAA